Molecule: messenger RNA, 324 nt
Organism: Linum trigynum
Lineage: Eukaryota; Viridiplantae; Streptophyta; Magnoliopsida; Malpighiales; Linaceae
Source: the annotation of a GenBank genome assembly
AUGCAUCACCAUGCAAGUGAAUUAGAAAAGGGGCAACGACAGGGACGCUUGCCGGAGACGACAGGGACGCUAGCGACGGAGACGACAGGGUUCGACGGCGACGACUGGCUUCGACGGAAACAAAGCAACGUGCCCCUUUCUGCUGCUGUCGCCUGUCGUCGUGCACUCGUGCCCCUGGGUGGAUGCGUGGAGGUUGACUUCGAUGAACGGAGGAGGAGGGAUCGGAAGACGGCGGUCGUGGACGGUGCAGCCGUGCAGCAGUCACUCAGACGCAGGGGAUGCAAUCGAUUAGAUAGAGUAGAGAUCGUUCGUCGUAGCUCGUAG